Molecule: messenger RNA, 6791 nt
Organism: Etheostoma cragini (Arkansas darter)
Lineage: Eukaryota; Metazoa; Chordata; Actinopteri; Perciformes; Percidae
Gene: nomo
Product: nodal modulator
Cellular component (GO): endoplasmic reticulum membrane
Molecular function (GO): carbohydrate binding
Source: RefSeq, a predicted model, not a curated record
CUCUCAGGUCUGAAGUCAGUUGCUCCUCCUGUAUCCAAAUUCAGGAAGUUGUCUCUGGGAAUUUGUUGUCUUCCUGACAGAGGAGUCAACUCCUCCCAGCUGAAGUCGGCUAGGUUAAUUGUUAGCUAAUAGUAUCCAAUAUAUAGCUAUUUUUAUUCAGAAAAGGGAACGAUGGAGGUCGACUCAGUCUUCUACACUGAUCAUAGUGGAAGAGUCCACAAUAACCCACUGUUGGACCAGCUCCCCAGCUACCAGUCCCUGCUGUACCGCAGGAAGGCAUCCAAUAGUGGCACCAAACGACGGGGCAGCUCCAGAGGGCGAUCUGGUUCGUCUGGCAGCGGGAAAUGGGGUGUGAGCACCGUCAGCCGAAAUGAGGAGAAACUGAAAAGUCAGACGGUGCAGAGACCCGUCAGGGAACUAGCCAAGACCAUGGCGGAGAAACGCAUAGACAUAACACAGCGCAUGGAGGAGGCCCGAGCGCUCAGUAGUUUCAGACAGUUGAGGCAAAGCACCCGCAGGCAUUUACGGAGGCUGAGGGACGAGGCCUGCGCGUGGCUGAACUCGCUGAAGCUCUGGAGGGGAGACAUCCACCUGAUAGAGGGGAUGUUUGGCACAGGGAUCCUGUCUUACUUCUCCUUCCUGCGCUUCCUGGUCACGCUCAACUUGGUCAUCUUUGUCCUCAUGUUCAGCUUCGUCAUGUUACCCCUCAUCAUAGCCCCCCAUGUUUCAGGGAAUAUCACCUACACCCAGAAAAAUGGAAGUGUGUGCAGUGAGUAUUCAGGCACUGCCCGUCGUGGUCUGGUCAACUUUCAUGAGCACGUUACAGAUCUGCUGUCUGGUGGAGGCUUUCUGGAGCUGACCUAUCUUUUCUACGGCUAUUACAAGGUGGACAAAAUACACUUUCCAAAGACCACUUACAAUUUGCCAUUGGCCUACCUGUUGGUCACCAUAGCUUACCUGUUCCUCAGUCUCAUCUGGAUUGUUAAAAGGUCUGCUACUGGAUUCAAACGUAACCUCAUUCAGGAUGAGGAUCGCUUUCAGAGCUUUUGCAACAAGAUUUUCGCUGGCUGGGACUUCUGCAUCACCAACGAAAACGCUGUGAGGCUGAAGAGAAGCAGUUUGCUGUAUGAGCUCAGGACGGAUUUGGAGGAGGAGCGGAUCAAACAGAAAAUAGCAGAUCGCACCCGUAAGGAGAAGUGUCGGAUUUACCUCAUCCGCCUCAUUCUCAACCUUUUUGUCAUCGGCGUACUGGCGGCAUGCUUCUACAGCAUUUACGCAGCCACCAUCUUCUCCCAGAAAGUACAGAUGGAUAACAUAAAGGAGAAUUUCAUCAUGGAUCUCAUCUAUGAGUAUCUACCCUCAAUAGUGAUCACCUUGGCCAACUUCAUCACCCCCCUCCUCUUCUCCGUUAUCAUCAAUUAUGAGGACUACUCGCCUGCCUUCGAGAUCCGCUUCACUCUCAUGAGGUGUGUCUUCAUGCGUUUGACCAGUAUUGGGGUUUUGCUCUUCUCUCUCUGGUCUCAAAUCACUAAAUGUGAAAACCAGCCCUGCGCCUGUGGCUAUAACCAUAAGCUUUACUCUUGUUGGGAGACCCGUGUGGGCCAGGAGAUGUAUAAACUCACCAUCUUUGACUUCAUCAUCAUUGUUGCAGUCACCAUCUUUGUGGAGUUUCCCAGAAAGUUGAUAGUGAAUUACUGUGACUGUGGCCUGGUUAAGUGGUGGGGUCAGCAGGAGUUUGCAAUUCCUCAAAACGUGUUAGAGAUCGUCUACGGUCAGACCAUCUGCUGGAUAGGCACGUUCUACAGCCCGAUGCUGCCUGCCAUCUGCACUAUAAAAUACUUCUUCAUCUUCUAUAUAAAAAAGGUCUCAUUGGUUAACAACUGCCGUCCAGCCACACGUCCGUUUAGAGCUUCCAGCUCCAACUUCUUCUUCCUGGCUGUGCUGCUGAUAGGCCUGGCUCUGGCCUGUGUGCCUGUCACUUUUAGUAUAGCACAAAUAAACUCUUCUCACGCCUGUGGACCAUUUAUUAAUUACAACACCUCCUGGGAGGUGCUGCCAACUACGGUAUCCAAGCUACCAGAUGGAAUCCAAAAAUUACUCAACGCCCUCUCAUCAGAGGCCUUCGCUGUCUCCUUCUUUGUUGUUACAUGUUUGGCCAUGUUUUAUGUGAUCGCACUAGCUGGAGCUCACAAGAGAGUUAUUGACCAACUAAGAGACCAGCUAGCCAUGGAGGGCCGUGACAAACGUUUCCUGAUUCAAAAGCUGUGCCAGGCCCAAAGACUCUCAGCUAUCAAAUCCCCAGUGUCCAAAUCUCAGCCCCGCAGAAGCAGCCCCAGCUACCACACCAGCUUCUCCAACAAUUUUAAUGAAGCUGUGUUCCUGGCACACUCACCUCCAGCUUCCUCCACACAUCAGCUCAGCUGGUACGGAACCGGAGGCAGCGUGCUGAUACUCUGCUCUUCGAGAUAUCAUUCAACCAAAAUGUUGAGAAUUACGAUCCGGGCAGACGUGGGGGCACUUUGGGUUUUAUUCUGUAUCACCUAUUCCCAGUUCUUGACUGUUUCAUCUGAGGACAUUGUGGUGGCAUGCGGGGGAUUUGUGAAAUCAGACGUUGAGAUCAAUUACUCUCUGAUCGAGAUUAAACUGUACACCAAACAAGGUUCUUUGAAAUAUCAAACGGACUGUGCUCCAAUCAAUGGCUACUUCAUGAUCCCCCUCUAUGACAAGGGAGACUUUGUUUUGAAGAUUGAGCCUCCACUUGGGUGGAGUUUUGAGCCGACCAGUGUCGACCUCCAUGUGGAUGGAGUGAGUGACAUCUGUACUAAAGAAGAAGACAUCAACUUUGUUUUCACUGGCUUUUCAGUCUCUGGAACUGUUCUGAGUAAAGGCCAUCUCCUGGGUCCGGCUGGAGUUGAAGUCACACUCACCCCAGCGGGAACAAAGGAGAAACUCCAGAGUGUCAGCACACAGCCUGGAGGAAAGUAUACUUUUUUAAAAGUACUCCCUGGGAGUUAUGACAUCACAGCUGCCCAUCCCUCCUGGACUCUGGAGCAGAGCACCACCUCAGUGCUGGUCUCCAAUGCCAAUGCCCCGGCCGCUGACCAUCUGGUAGUCGGAGGCUACGAUGUCUCGGGGGAGGUCCGCAGUGAUGGAGAGCCCAUGAAAGAGGUCACCUUCCUACUGUACUCUGCCGCAGUCAGGAAAGAGGACGUUGGUGGCUGUAACACAUCCCCAGUGGAUGGGGCGGAUUCUGGGGACAGCUCCCUGGUCUACCUGUGCAGCUCUCUGUCCAGGGAAGAUGGGACCUUUGUCUUCCCCUCAUUAGGCAGCGGCGACUACACUGUGGUGCCCUUUUACCGGGGAGAAAGGAUCACGUUUGAUGUCGCUCCUUCUAGGAUGAAUUUCAAAGUGGAACACAACAGCCUGAAACUGGAGCCCAUCUUCCGUGUCAUGGGCUUCUCAGUGACAGGCCGAGUCCUCAACAGUCUGGGUGGGGAGGGCGUUUCCGAUGCCACAGUGUCCCUCAACAACCAGAUCAAAGUGCUCAGCAAGGAGGAUGGUUCUUUCCGGUUGGAGAACAUGACGACCGGUACCUACACCAUCCGUGUCAGCAAGGACCUCAUGUUCUUUGAGCCAAUCACAGUGAAGAUCGCCCCCAACACACCCCAGCUGCCUGACAUCAUCACAACUGGGUUCAGUGUGUGUGGCCAGAUCUCCAUCAGCCACUUGCCCGAGGGCAUGAAGCAGCAAGGCCGCUACAAAGUCUCUCUGACACCCCCAGGCCAUGACAGCAGGACCAUUGACUCUGACCCUCAGGGGGCCUUCUGCUUCCAGGCCAGACCUGGAGACUACAGUGUUCAUGUGUCGCUCCCCGAGGCCGAGGUGAAAGCAGGCCUGGCUCUUCAGCCUCAGUCCUUGGAGGUCUCCCUUGUAGACCAGCCCCUCACAGACCUACUUUUCACCCAAUUCAUGGCUUCUGUCUCUGGAAAGGUCUAUUGUUUAGCAUCCUGCGACGACCUGUCCGUAACCCUGCAACCAGUGAGUCGGCAGGGAGAGAGAAAGACGGUGUCGCUGCCUGGCAACAGUGACAUCCUCAGCUUCUCCUUUGACGACGUAUUACCAGGGAAAUACAAAGUGAGUAUUACUCAUGAGGAGUGGUGCUGGAAGCAUAAGUCCAUCGAAGUGGAGGUUCUGGACUCCGACGUUGUGGGGGUGGAGUUCAGACAGAUUGGCUACAUCCUGCGCUGCUCCCUCUCCCAUGCCAUUACUUUGGAGUUCUUCCAAGAUGGCAGCAAACCUGAGAACGUCGGCGUGUACAACCUCUCUAAGGGAGUCAACCGCUUCUGCCUCUCCAAGCCUGGUGUUUACAAAGUCACCCCUCGCUCCUGCCACCAGUUUGAGCAGGACUUCUACACGUACGAUACCUCGGCCCCAAGUAUUCUGACCCUCACCGCGGUGCGCCAUCACAUGACCGGGCUAAUCACCACCGACAAGAUCCUAGACGUCACAGUUACUAUCAAAUCAUCUAUCGAGAGUGAGCCGGCGCUCGUGCUGGGUCCCCUGCGGAGCCUGGAGGAGCAGAGGCAGGAGCAGCAGCUGCAGGAGAUUCAACUGCGCCGUCAGGAACGAGAGCGUCGCGCCGCCGAAGAGGACGGAGGUGCCAGGGGCGAUAGCCCUCCUAUCCAAGAGAAGGCCGACGAACUCACAGGCCCCUUCCACUAUGAGUUCUCCUACUGGGCCCGGGCUGGAGAGAAGAUCACAGUGACACCUUCAUCCAAGGAACUACUCUUCUAUCCUCCUGAAGUAGAGGCCACUAUCACGGGAGACUCGUGUCCAGGUCGGCUGGUGGUCAUUGCUGGGCGUGCAGGUCUCUUCCUCGAGGGCAAGGUGUCACCAGAGCUACAGGGUGUGGAGAUCUCCAUCACGGAAAAAGGAACUGCUGCACCACUCAUUACCGUGGCCACCAAUGAGAUGGGAGCAUACAGUGUGGGUCCGCUCCACAGUGACCGGCAGUACGACAUCAGUGCCAGUAAAGAAGGUUUUGUCCUGAGUCCAGUGGAGGGAACCUUGGGAGAUUUCAAGGCGUUCGCUCUGGCUGGUGUCACCUUCAAGAUCAAAUCGGAGGAUGGUUUUCCCCUGUCAGGUGUCCUCCUGUCUCUGAGUGGAGGCCAGUUUCGCUCCAACCUGGUGACCCAGGACACCGGCCUGCUCACUUUUAAUAACCUGAGUCCUGGUCAGUACUACUUCAAGCCCAUGAUGAAAGAGUUCCGCUUUGAGCCUGCGUCUCAGAUGAUCACAGUGGAGGAGGGUCAAAGCCUCAGUAUCGACAUAACUGGCAUUAAGACUGCGUACAGCUGCUACGGAGCGGUGCAGUCUCUGAGUGGGGAUGCAGAGAGGGAUGUGGCCGUGGAGGCAGUGGGACAGGGAGAGUGUAGCCUCUACAGCGAGGACACUGUCACCGAUGAAGAGGGUCGCUUCAGGCUCAGGGGUCUGCUGCCGGGUUGCAGGUAUUUAAUUCAGCUGCGAGCUGAAGGCAACGACCACAUAGAGAGGGCCUUACCCCAACACAGAGCUAUAGAGGUCGGCAGUGAUGACAUUGAAGGGGUCAACAUCAUUGCAUUCAGGCAAAUUAAUCAGUUUGACCUCAGCGGAAACGUCCACACAUCCCCCGAACAUCUGGCAACUCUAUCGGUGAAGCUUUACAAGAGUGACAAUCUGGACAACCCAAUCAACACCGUCUCUCUGGGACAGUCCCUCUUCUUCAACUUCCCUCCUCUGGACAGAGAUGGAGAGAGCUACGUGCUGAUGCUGUACUCCACGCUGGCCCACUCCCAGUACGACUUCACUCUGCCUCAGGUCACCUUCACCUCCAAUGGCUACCACAAGCACAUCACCCUCACCUUCAACCCCACUCGUAAAGUGCCUGACCAGGAUGUUGCCCAGGGCUCCUACAUAGCUCUGCCCCUCACUCUGCUGCUGCUGUUAGCAGCGUACAACCACGAGAAGGUAAUCCCCCUCCUGUUGCAGGUGGUGAACCGUAUCCAGGGAGUGAGGAGCAUGGCCCAGGCCAGCGGGGACAAUGCCGCUCUGGACGAAGCCAAACGCCAGGCCAAGAGACAGAAGGCCAGGCGCACAUGAGGACACAACCACAGCUCACCUCAGACCACAUCUUUGCUCACUAAAAUGUACACUUGCACCCCCAGCCUCGGAGAGCACCGCGGGUAAGCUCGUAGAGGAGACGCUGGUUCACUAGAUAAACCUCUUUAAUGUUUGGAGGGGCUAUUUGUGGGUGCUAGUGAACUAUUUAGCGAGCUAAGAUGUGAUUUGGCCCCGAGUGAAGCCCAGCACGGAUCACUCCAUUUGCAUUACCACCAACCUCAUUAGCCGUUCAGAUGCACUGGACUAAUAGCUGACAAUUUAAAUUUGUCUUUUUUAACUCUUUUCUUUUUUUUUUCAGGACACUCAUUGUCUAAGAAAAUUGUUAAUAUUUGUGAUAGAGUUUGAGCCAUUUUUAUACCUUUGUAAUUUAUCUAGGUCAACACAUUCUUUUGCUUGUAAUUUGAAAGGACUUGAAUGCUUUUGAUUUGAGUCCCAACAUAGUUUAGGACUAUCAGCCACUGUGGAAGAUCAUGAGUCUCACCUCCCAGCAUUUGGGUCAAUUCAGAAAAUACACAAAGGGGAUUUUCAUCCGAAUAUGGCUUUUGAUAAGAUCUAAUGAAGACUACCAGUAUUAACUUAAGGUUAUUUAAAAUGUAUAGUUUCAAUUGAUUGCUAUGGGAUCAAAUAAGGGU